CAUCUGCUUUUGGUUUAGUUUGGUACAUCUAGUUCAAUGAUGUAAAAAUGAUGAGAGUAGUAUUUAUUCGAAGGAUAUUGAGAUUAUCUAGGACUCCACAAACUCUGUCGUACAUUUUCUGACCCUAUCAUCAAGGCGGAUAGUAUUUACUACAGUAAAAUUCCCAGUAUAUUAUGUGUCAUGUAGAGGACCAUUGCCUGAUAGUGUUUAUACUGAAUCAAUGCUUGCAGGGGUGAGGUGACUAAGUGAAAUUGACAACUCUCUUAUCUUAACUAAUGUACUAUGAAGCGAAUUGAACGAUUCAUCAAAAUGCUGAGCGCGGCUGAUAUGCGGUUUGCAUUUAGGUUACUGGUGGUUCUUGUGAUCCAGAGGGUGUUGGAGUGAGCUUUAGAAUCAUUUCUCCAUGUCUUCGAUAUCCAGGACAUUUUUGUGAUUCAGGUCCUAUAGGGUUUUUCGGCAGCAGUAUUUACACACGGAUACAUCAGAAUGAAGUACCCUUAAUACGAUUUACUGUGGUACGAGCUUCAACUUAAAUUACAUUAUUCUUGCAAUUCCUGGUACCGGCGCUAAUGCAAGGAUUUGGACUGGACAUAUAAGCUUCAUUAGCAUCUUCUUUUGGAAUGGGGAAUAGUCUGAUGGAUCUCUGGUGGUGUUGUGGGGGAGCGCGGGACGGGCUCCCUAGUAACGUUACAGAUGACGCAGGGUAUAAGAAGGACAAUUUCUGUACCGGAGAGAAGUCCAGUGGAGAUGGUCAAAGCGUUAUCUGGAUUCACAGUGCAGGCUUUAUGAUAUCGUUUAGCAAAUAUCGUAUUAUUCCGUGUGUGGACACAGUUCACACCUUUAUAAUUGUUUUCUAUCCAUGCUUGAAGUUUGGGUCAAUUAGAUUAUACUUUGGAUGUGUGGAUAUACAUGUAAUCACUGUUUGCUUCUUUGAUGUUAAAACUGUCAACUAUAUAAGUUUUCUUAAAUUAUGGAUCCUAUGCAUUAUAUGUCAUUUACUAUUUUUUUCCUGUUGUUGCUUUCGAAUAUGCAGCAAUAACAUAGAUUCUUCGAAAGUGAAUACGCAUUUUGAGCCAUGUAUUUCCAAAAUUGUGUGA
Molecule: messenger RNA, 1097 nt
Organism: Phytomonas sp. EM1
Lineage: Eukaryota; Euglenozoa; Kinetoplastea; Trypanosomatida; Trypanosomatidae
Source: the annotation of a GenBank genome assembly